This is a messenger RNA of Hydractinia symbiolongicarpus, 3095 nucleotides long. RefSeq lists its product as uncharacterized. The transcript has 2 exons. Gene Ontology annotation, molecular function: nucleic acid binding; hydrolase activity, acting on acid anhydrides, in phosphorus-containing anhydrides; zinc ion binding. Lineage: Eukaryota; Metazoa; Cnidaria; Hydrozoa; Anthoathecata; Hydractiniidae. The record is from RefSeq and is a predicted model, not a curated record. The coding region runs from base 1902 to 2552 and encodes 216 amino acids.
UAAAAAUCUACUCUUCUUCAUCGUCUAUGAUAAUGUCAAAUGCAUUCCGACUAAAGUCUAUGUCAUCCUCGUCACGCGUGUACUCCUCUUCUUUGUCAUCGUCAUUUUCGACUCGCACGUUGAUGAAGCUAUCCUUUAAUAAAUCUGGCGCAUUGAUUAUGUCGGUUAUGGGCUGAGUAAUUACACUAUUGCUUUCUGGCAGCGGUGAUAGAUCUUGAAAAGGGUCAAGGGAUUCAAGUGAAGUGGAUCCCAUGCGAACUGCGUCGUAAAUUCCAGAUGCUUUCCACCCAUUCAAAACGACUUCACGGCCAUCUGCCGAAGUGAUAUGGUUAUAAAACUGGAGGAGCCAACUUGCAUGAAGAGGCUUGAUGGUGGUCAGCUUUAAUUGAAUAUUUAUAUCUUCGAUCUUUUUGUUAAGGGAUAGCUCUUUCUCGAUCUGUUUUGAAUACCAUUCAGUGAACAAAUUUCUCAUGAAUUGCUUGCAAUGAUUAUUCACAGUAAGAUCCAAGGGCUGGAAUAUAUGUGUCAUGUUACUUGGAACCAAAACCAGGAAGAUGUUGUUCUUCUUCAGCAAUUCGGUAACUUCCUCAGUAAUUUGUCCUCGAAAGACAUCGAAUAUUAGAAGAGCAGCUUGCUUUGGGUUAUUUAACUUCUUCCUCUGGUCUUCAACGUGCUUUAGAACGAUCUCUUUGAUGACUUUGAUGGAUUCUUGUGUAUUGCUGUAGUGUUUGGGAUUAACGCUUAGUGAGAACGAUUCGGGGAAUUCAAACUUUGGGAGGCUUUGAUUUGUUUUCCCCCCAUAUAUCAGUUGCAUUGGCAGAAAAGAACCAUCAAGCGUAAUAAUAAAGGUACCAGUAAGGCAUCUUUUGUCGGAAGAUCCAACGAUAGGGACGGACGAUGAACCCUUUUUCGCCAUGGUGUGAUUCAUUCUUGGAACAAACUUAAGAGGUGUCUGGUCCAGAUUCAUAACAAGUUGGUGAGGGAUGCUGUGUUGUUCGAUGGUCGAAACAAUAUCGUGAAGAAAUAGUAAUUCGCACUCCUUUUUGGCUCCUUCAGUGAUUUCAACUUUGGAGGUCGUUUUCAUUCUUUUCUUGAAACCCAUUCUCUUGAAGAGGCUUUUUGCCCAACUGUUAUCAAUUUUAAUAUGCCCCAACUCAAAUUGAGGGUUUCGUGAUAUUAGAGCUUUCGCUGCAGCGGUUGCAACUGUUCUUGAAACAACACCUCCUCGAUUUCUCAGUGCAAUUAAAAAUCUUUGUACCAUCUCAUCUAGACUGCCAAGGAACAGAGGUCUACCGCGUUUCAAAGGAACAAAUUUGGUUACCACGCUACGUUUUUCUCGGGUUGAAUCUUUCAGCUCUUUUUUGUAAAGAUUGCCAAAUCUUCGAGCUGUACUCUCACUUAACGGCCUGUCUUUGGUUUGAAACUUUGUGAUUGCAGCCGCACCACCAUGAAUCGCAACAUAUUUUCCGAUAUCAAAUCUUUCUUUUUCUGACCAACGGUUGUAUGAUUUUUUGCCACUGGAUUUAACAUUUUCAGUCGCGUCUGUAACAGCUUCGUAGUCUAACGAACCAAGGGAUGAUUCUUGCUGGAAGUCAGUUGGUUGUGGGCCUAAAAUGAAUAAAACGAACCACUAUGUAAUUGCGAAUUUUGACCAAAAAUUAAAAAUUUUCAAACAAAGAAAGAAACUUCUUCGCAGGUAGGUAUAACAAAAAAAAACAUCAAAGAGAAAUACUUACUUUGUUCCCUAGAACUGUUUGAAGGUGUUUCGUCUGAAGUUUUUUCCUUUUCAGCGGCCCUUUGUUGAGCUUCUUUCUCUUGUAAUUUAGCUAACUUCCUGAUGUAAGACAUUUUGAAAGCCGGGAGAUAAAAAAGGAAACAGCUAGAAAAGAAAAGACGUCCAUAUGGCUUACAACAAGACGUUCGAGUUUACAGCUGCUGUCAGAGGAUUCCAUUAUUAUAAAACUUAUUGGAAACCUGAGGAAAAUCAAUCACUGGACUGCUUUCAUGAGAACAACAAUGUUUUCGAUAGAUUUGCAAUCAAAGUUUGUGAAUUCGGAAAUGACAAACCAGUUGGCCAUUUACCCAAAGAAAUCUCAAGGGUUACAAAAUUUCUUCUGGACAGAGGAGCGUCUAUGAAAUCCACGUUGACAAGUGUACACUAUCGAAGAUCACCUCUCGUUCAAGGAGGCUUGGAGAUCCCCUGUAAAAUAACUGUUACUUUACCAGGGACAGUAAACAAUCUUUUGGUUCUUGCAAGAUACCAACAACUUGUAGAAGCCUUGUAUACAGAGCCGAAAGAGGAAUUGAUUCUUGGUUCGUUCUUACAUAUUGCAGUUAUUUUAGAUGUCGUGGUUCCAACCGAAGAGAGACCAAAGCGUAAAAAAAAUACAGCCAAAAGCCAAAGCAAAGAGACGAAAAAGCAAAAAGAUAUUCGAAACUUUUUUGGAAACACCUCAGCUGCACCAGCCCCAAAAAGGCAAAAAGUUAACAACAAACCUAAAAAGUCGUCACCAUCGUCAAGCAAGGACUUAGAAAUCAUAAAUAUUGAUUAAAAAUUAUCUUGUAUUAGAGGUUUAUUAUGACAUAAUAUUUCUAGCGCAAAGGUAUAUUUCUAAAAGAUAUAAAAAAUUGAAAAAAAGUUGAUUUUUGUCGAUUUUUUAAGGGGAACUUAUUUUGGCGGAUCAACGAAAUUUUUAAUUUUGGCGGGAACUUAUUUUGGCGGGUGGCGAUUUUUUUUAAUUUUGGCGGGAACUAAUUUUGGCGGGUGAGUAAAAUAUUUAAUUUUGGCGGGAACUAAUUUUGGCGGAUUUUGCCCCAAUCCGCCAAAAUUAGUUCCCGCCAAAAUAAGUUCCCUUAAGGUAUUUGUACAUUUAAAGCAGGUGUCCAACUUCUUAAAAUUGCAAAAUUCUAUUUAUGUAUAUUCUAGCAAAAGGUAUUAUGUUUAUGCUUAAAGGAACAGAAAGGUUAAGCAAUGUAGAAUUAUAUAAUAUGACAUUAGGCAUCAGCAGAUCGAUUCGGCUAAACAGGAGUUAAUGUAUCAAUAAAAUACAUUGUGUUUUCUCAAUAAAAAUAAGUACGAGAAGUUUGAUUGAUGA